GAUAUCCAACUCGACAUUCAAACCUGCAGGAUUUACGGGAGUACGACUGUUGGAUAGCCGCGUUGGACUGUUUCCUAGUUGUAUAUCAAGUCACUUUGUUUUGAGAAGAUGCGGUGAUCACGUCGCUCGUUGAGUUCUGAAACCCGUGGACUGAAUAACCCCACGCCCAGAGAAUGGUAGCUACGCGAUGUCGAGUAUCACACUCAAGCUCUCGUCUCUUGUGAUAAGGACGCUCUCGAAACCCAUAGCAAACCAAAUCAAAGCACAAGCUCGUGAGCAUGAGCGGUUUCGUCGGAUAUGCGUGUCGUUCGCGCAGAAAGUGCAUCGCAUUGACAUGCGGUUAAGGCUCGGCCUGCUCCAAAACACUGCUGCUCUCGAAAAGCAAGCUGCCCGUGAGGCGGCUGAAGCACACGCUAAGAAGAUAAAACUCCAAACACCCACAGUCAAGACGGAGGCCCAGACGAAGGCCGAUGAGUUGCUCAAGGCAAAGGAGAAAGCAGGAGGCGCCGCCGUUAAGACUCCGCCCAUCCCUCGGAUUCGGCCGUUGUCUGAAGGCAAAGCAAUCGACAUGGGAGCAAACUUCAUCAGCGAGACAUUCUUGUUCCUUGUUGGAGGUGGACUGAUCAUCUUCGAGUCGCUCCGGUCCCGACGGAAGGAAACCUCACGACGGGAGGACGUUGCCGACCGUCUAGCGGAACUGGAAGAGUCAGAGAAUGCUGCACGCGCUGCUUUGAUCGUUCUGGAGAAGGAGGUUCUCAGGCUACAGUCCCAGCUUGAGAAGCGCCCUGUUAAAGAUUUGAAGCGGGUUCUGCCGAAGGAAAUAUGGCAGGUUGAGGAAGAACCGGAGCCAGAACCAGAGCCUUCGCUUCUCACAACCAUAUCUUCCUAUUUCCAGUGGCCAAAAACACCCAGCAAUACUCCUGCUGCAGCUGCUGUUCCACCCGAGCCGCAAGCAUCCCAACCGGCUCCAGCCCAAGCUCCAUCGAAGCCAGAUGCAACCUCUCCAACCACACCUCUACCGAAGAAACAAGGUUAUUCUAAACGUCCUCGCGAUGAUAAGAAGAGUAAAGGCGGGCGGUCUAAACAUGCGGGGGAUAAGGGCUCCGGUCAACCGCGAGUAAAAAAGGCCGUCUUUGAGAGCACCAAGAAGAAGGAAGUCGGUGUAUCAGACUUGACGCUGCUCAGCAAGGUGUCCAAUGAAGCUAUCAAUGAGAAUCUGAAGAAACGGUUUGAGCAUGGGGAGAUUUACACAUAUAUCGGCCAUGUGCUUGUCUCCGUCAACCCGUUUCGAGACCUCGGGAUAUACACCGACGAGGUACUGGAUUCGUACCGCGGGAAGAACCGUCUCGAAGUAAAACCGCACGUCUUUGCAGUCGCCGAGUCAGCGUACUAUAACAUGAAAGCAUACAAGGAAAACCAAUGUGUUAUUAUCUCAGGAGAAUCGGGUGCUGGAAAGACGGAAGCUGCUAGACGAUUGAUGCAGUAUAUCGCAAACGUCUCGGGGGGUUCAGAUUCUUCCAUUCAAGAAACCAAGGAUAUGGUUCUGGCAACCAAUCCGCUCCUGGAAUCGUUUGGAAAUGCGAAAACAUUGCGCAACAACAACUCAUCGCGAUUUGGAAAAUACUUAGAACUCCAGUUCAAUUCGGUUGGAGAACCCGUCGGAGCCGUGAUCACAAACUAUCUAUUAGAGAAGUCCAGAGUCGUGGGCCAGAUCACCAACGAACGAAAUUUCCAUAUCUUCUAUCAAUUUACGAAGGCUGCCCCCCAGUCAUACCGCGAAGCAUUUGGAAUUCAGAAACCGGAUGCCUACCUAUAUACUAGCCGCUCAAAGUGCUUUGAUGUGCCUAAUAUAGAUGAUUCAGCGGAUUUUAGAGAGACCGUUGAAGCCAUGAAGAUCAUUGGCUUAAGCCAGGCUGAACAGGACAACAUCUUCCGUGUACUGGCUGCUAUCCUCUGGCUAGGAAAUAUGCAGUUUGUUGAGGAUGACCAGAGCAAUGCCACUAUCACCGACCGGUCGGUCAUCGACUUCGUUGCCUAUUUAAUGGAAGUGGAUGCAGACCAGGUUCAAAAGGCCCUUACUCACAGAAUCGUGGAAACCGCAAGAGGAGCUCGGAGAGGUUCUAUCUAUGAAGUGCCACUGAACACGGUGCAAGCUAUGGCUGUUCGUGAUGCCUUGGCAAAGGCGCUCUAUUUCAAUCUCUUUGACUGGAUUGUACAGCGAGUGAAUGCAUCCCUGGUUGCGAAAGGAGCCGUUUCAAACUCCAUUGGUAUCCUGGAUAUUUAUGGAUUUGAAAUUUUCGAGAAGAACUCAUUCGAACAGCUUUGCAUCAAUUAUGUCAAUGAAAAGCUCCAGCAGAUCUUUAUUCAAUUGACAUUGAAGACAGAGCAAGAAGAAUAUGCCCGGGAACAAAUCCAAUGGACGCCCAUCAAAUACUUCGAUAACAAGGUUGUUUGCUCGUUGAUUGAAGACAAGAGACCUCCGGGAAUCUUUGCUGCGCUUAACGAUGCCUGUGCUACUGCACAUGCGGACUCAGCGGCAGCAGAUCAAACCUUUGUUGGUCGAUUGAACUUCCUUGGCCAAAAUCCAAACUUCGAAUCCAGACAAGGACAGUUUAUUGUCAAACAUUACGCUGGCGAUGUGUCUUAUGCCAUUGAAGGAAUGACAGAUAAGAACAAGGAUCAAUUGCUCAAGGAUAUAUUAAACCUAAUCAACUCGAGUGGUAACGGCUUCUUGCAUACCCUUUUCCCGGACCAAGUGAACCAGGAUGACAAGAGACGCCCUCCAACUGCUGGUGACAAGAUCAAGGCCUCUGCAAAUGAUUUGGUUGCAACGCUAGCCAAAGCCCAGCCAUCAUAUAUACGGACAAUCAAACCAAACGACAACAAGUCCCCAUCCGAGUACAAUGUUGGAAACGUUAUGCAUCAAAUCAAGUAUCUUGGUUUGCAGGAGAACGUCCGAAUAAGAAGAGCCGGUUUCGCUUAUCGACAGACAUUCGACAAGUUUGUUGAACGGUUUUACCUCCUUUCUCCCAAAACCUCGUACGCGGGUGAUUACACUUGGACUGGCGAUGCUGAGUCCGGUUGUCGACAGAUCUUGAAGGACACAAGUAUCCCCGCUGAAGAGUACCAGAUGGGUGUGACCAAGGCUUUCAUCAAGACCCCCGAAACGCUUUUCGCACUUGAGCACAUGCGAGACCGUUACUGGCAUAACAUGGCCAUCAGGAUACAGCGUGCAUGGCGCAACUACCUCCGAUAUCGAACCGAAUGUGCCAUCCGCAUCCAACGCUUCUGGAGACGUGUCACCGGUGGCCUGGAGUUCAUCAAGCUACGAGAUCAAGGCCACCGAGUACUUAGUGGGAAAAAGGAGCGUCGACGAUUCAGCCUUCUUGGUUCAAGGAGAUUCCUAGGUGACUAUAUAGGUGUUGGAAAUAAGGGUGGAUUUGGGGAGAUCGUUAGAGACUCCAUUCGCCUUUCUAGUUCCGAAACAGUACUUUUCUCCUGUCGUUGCGAGUUGCUGGUAACAAAAUUCGGCCGAUCGAGUAAACCUGCACCACGACUUUUGAUUCUGACUGCUAAAAAUGUUUACAUUGUUGUUCAAGCAGUUGUGAACAACCAGCUCAACAUAUCCGCUGAGCGGACCAUCUCACUGGGCGCAAUCAAGGCUGUUGGAACGUCCAAUCUGAAAGACGAUUGGUUUUCAAUAGUUGUUGGUGCACCCCAGGAGCCAGAUCCCCUAUUGUCCUGUGUGUUCAAGACGGAAUUCUUCACUCAUCUCACCAACGCCUUGCGCGGACAGAUGAACCUCAAGAUUGGUGAUGUGAUUGACUUCAAUAAGAAACCCGGCAAGUUGGCACAGGUCAAAGUGGUCAAGGAUCCGGCCGUACCCCGGGACGACGUGUAUAAGAGUGGAACCAUCCGCACAGCUCCCGGAGAGCCAGCAAACUCGGUCUCCAAGCCAACACCGCGGCCAAAACAGGUUGCCGGCAAGCCCAUCAGUAAAGGCAAACUUCUACGACCUGGCGGUCCAGGGGGCGGCCCAUCCAAGCUCUCGCAAGCAGCGGCCAAGCCCAAGCCACGUCCUGCACCCCAGCAGCUUCCGGGCAGUGGCCAACAGUCAACUCUUGAGUCGCGGCCUGUUCCCCAACCUGCCGCCGUUGCUGCUGCUAUAGCAACUUCGAACCAUAACCGCGUUAGCUCGACAGCUUCACAAUCCCAGUCACGGCCGCCACCACCUCCUCCUCCAGCUCCCCAAGCAGCUCCACCGCCCAAGAAGCCCAUGGCCAAAGUGUUGUAUGACUUUAACAGUGGGAAUACAAAUGAGCUGGCAAUCCGGCAGGGAGAACUGGUACAGAUCAUCUCCCGUGAAACAAACGGUUGGUGGCUAUGCAUGAACCCAAGCACCGGCGUCCAGGGCUGGACACCAGAGGCAUACAUUGAGGAAAUCAAAGAGGCAGCUCCACCGCCUCCCCCUCCACCACCGCCCGUAGCAGUCCGGGCCCCAGCCCCAGCUCCAACACCGACAUCUAACGGUGCAGGUGCAGCGCGUGCGAGCGGAACAGCCGCUGCAAAGGCCAAACCAGCUCCGCCGGCACCCCCCGCAAAACGGCCCAACAUGCGCAAACAAGUCCAGACCCCCGUGGCUCCGCGGGAUAGUGCCGUUAGCAUGAACUCGCAGGACUCCUCGGGGGCCAGUGGGCGGGCGACGCCAAACAGUUUGAACAAUGCCAGCUUGGCGGGAGGACUUGCAGAGGCCCUACGGCAGCGACAGAGCGCGAUGCAAGGGAAGAAUAACGACGACGACGACUGGUAG
Molecule: messenger RNA, 4810 nt
Organism: Trichophyton rubrum CBS 118892
Lineage: Eukaryota; Fungi; Ascomycota; Eurotiomycetes; Onygenales; Arthrodermataceae
Product: myosin-1
Exons: 10
Coding region: 188-4810 (1540 amino acids)
Biological process (GO): vesicle transport along actin filament; endocytosis; actin filament organization
Cellular component (GO): vesicle; cytoplasm; plasma membrane
Molecular function (GO): ATP binding; microfilament motor activity; actin filament binding
Source: RefSeq, a predicted model, not a curated record